Messenger RNA from Meloidogyne enterolobii, 186 nucleotides. The record is from the annotation of a GenBank genome assembly. NCBI's taxonomy places the organism in Eukaryota, Metazoa, Nematoda, Chromadorea, Rhabditida, Meloidogynidae.
AUGUUGACACCCCGUCAAAAGAAUCGUUUAAUGCCUUACGCCUGUUUUGUCCGAAAAGUAAGUAGGGCACGAAGUGAAAGAGGAGCAAGACUUGCUUUGCAGAAAGGAAAUGGUAUUGGAGCUUUUGCCGCUCUCCUUACCCCAAUACUCAUUGAACUUGCGCGCUCUAUAAAAAGCGGAAAUUAA